CUACCCCACAGCCUCACUCAGCCUCAGUGGGAGACAGAACAGAUCUUGACGUUGAGGAUGCAUGUCUACGUGAGAGGAGCAUCCAGGAGAGGACACUAGGUCCCAAAGCUGCACAGACAGAUACAUGCAAAGGACUACAAGUAAAGAGAGAGAGGGAGAGAGAGAGAGCAGGGGAAGCCCAGAGGGCAGGACAGCAGGAUUCCAGAGAGGACAGAACAGGGUGGAACAGGCAGCAUUUGCAGGGUGAUGCUUUUGGGGAAGGACCUGAUGAAAAGGAACUGAACAGCAAAGCAAAGCAGCUGCAUUUUGUGAUUUCUCCUCCUCAUCUGCAAACAGGAAUCCUCUGUGUCUCCAGCUAUCUGCAGAGAGAUCCCUCUGCUGCUGCUGCUGCUGCUGCUGCUGCUGAGGGUUCACAGUCUCCGUGCUUCUGUGCACAGCACCACAUCCGACUGCUGUGCUCAGUAGUCCGAGACCAUGAGCGAGGCGAAGAAAGGUGAGCUCGCCAUCCGGGAUAAAGCCAUCCUGCACCAGCAGAGGCGUCUGAAGCAGGCCACCCAGUUCUCCCACAAGGACUCUGCUGACCUCCUGCCCCUGGACGGGCUGAAGAGACUGGGCACGACCAAAGACCUGCAACCUCACAGCAUCGUGCAGCGUCGCCUGAUGGAGGGAAACAUCACCCGGCUCAGGGGCGAGGCCCGGGACACCAGCGGCAGGAUCCGCUCCCCGCUGGCCGACAGCAAGGACGGGCCCGCCGACCCCGAGGAGAAGAGCGAGAGCACGGCCGACGACUCCACGGAGGAGAGGGAGUCCCUGGAGGAGAGCGAGAGGAGCCUCCGGUCGGACGAGGAGGACGACAGCAGCGAGGCCGGAGCCAGGCCCGGGGCCGAGAAGGGCGAGGUCACGGAGAGGUCGGCCCUCCUCACAGCUCUGGUUGUUCAGUGCAAGUGCUGCGAGAGCGAAGUCAACGCAUCCAUCAACACCGGCAUUCAACACAACCACAUCUCCACCUCCUGCUGCCAGAGGCUGGGGUUGGUGCCCAUUCAGGACGGCUCAGUGACGGGUCUGCAGCUGCAGCUCGGCCGACAGACGCUCCAGUGUUCAGCUUACGUCAAAGAGGACGAGGCGUUCGAGCUGUGCCUCGGUCUUCAGACUCUGCUGGAACUCAAAUGCUGCUUGGACCUGAGCAGCCGGGUCCUGAAGCUGCAGGGAUGUGGCGAGGAGCUGCCCUUCCUCGACCCCUCCAUCGACAGCCAGUGCCAACACGACACCAAUGAGAACCUGUGAGUCCGACUCCACCGGCGGCGAUCGCUUCCUCGGGUCCCGACCGGUCACAGCGACGUGGCACCCUGCCAUAUUUCUGUAUUUUGUUUUUGUCUGGACCAUCUGACGACAGUGCCUCACGCUGCCCGAGCACAGACGAGCAUUCGCCGCCGCCGCCGCCGCCGUCCUUGAGUUUACAUCAUCGUGUUUGUAGAAUCGAGACAUUCACCAUGAUUAUCUCUUGACUUAGUUUUGUUCCCAGAGCGGACGAUGGCUGAUCCGACCUCUGUGGGUCUCAUCAUUCUUUAUGAUUAUUCUAUAUAUUCAUCCCGACUGCUGAGCUCAGGUGCACUGAUGCUCUCCACCAACAGAACCAUCAUAGUUAUUUAAAUUGGAAUUCAGUGGGAACAUUUUGUGAUUUGACUGUCGAAGAAAAUUACUUUUAAUCAACGACAAAUGUGUUAAUUGUAAAUCUUUCCGUUUGGAUUCUGUUGAAAGGAAUAGAUUCAUAUUUUAGGGAAUCAGCUUUGAUUAUAAUAAGAUAGAAAUGAAGGAGUGUGCAGCUGCAGCCAAUUAGCUUAGGACUGGAAAUAGAGGGAAACAGCUAGGCUGACUGGGUUUGAUGGGGAAACAUUAAGCACAAGUACAAGUACCCUUGGAUAAGAAGUGCUGGAUUAAACAGAAACAAACAUA
Messenger RNA from Platichthys flesus (European flounder), 1953 nucleotides. RefSeq names its product nuclear receptor interacting protein 2 (gene nrip2). Lineage: Eukaryota; Metazoa; Chordata; Actinopteri; Pleuronectiformes; Pleuronectidae. Bases 475 to 1284 code for a protein of 269 amino acids. The transcript has 6 exons. The record is from RefSeq and is a predicted model, not a curated record.